This is a messenger RNA of Tetrapisispora phaffii CBS 4417, 3294 nucleotides long. It is a transcript of the gene RGA2, whose product is annotated as GTPase-activating protein RGA2. The record is from RefSeq and is a predicted model, not a curated record. The coding region runs from base 1 to 3294 and encodes 1097 amino acids. The transcript has a single exon. Lineage: Eukaryota; Fungi; Ascomycota; Saccharomycetes; Saccharomycetales; Saccharomycetaceae. Gene Ontology annotation, biological process: signal transduction; regulation of GTPase activity. Gene Ontology annotation, cellular component: cytoplasm.
AUGACUGAAAUUCUCAAAAUAGAUUCACCUAAAUGUGUAAAUUGUAAGUUAGUCAUUGAUGAUAAUAAAUUUUUCAGAAUAGAUGACGAUAAAUGGCAUAUGAAUUGCUUUGAAUGUUAUAACUGUCGUGAUAAAUUGAAUAUAGAUUCAGAUUUUCUUAGAAUUGGAAAUGAUCAAAAAUUACUAAUAUGUUCAAAAUGUUCAAACUAUCAAUGUGCAAGUUGUAAUGAUCACAUAACGAAUAUGGCAAUAAUAUUAACGAAUAAUGAAGCAUAUUGUAAAAAAUGUUUUAAAUGUUUUAAAUGUGAAAAAGAAAUAGAAGGACUAAAAUAUGCAAAAACAAAAAAGGGUCUACUCUGCAUGGGUUGUCAUGAGGUGAUUUUAAAUAGAAAGUCCGCGAUAGAACAACAGAAGAAAAAGGACAAGCUCUAUUUACAAGAACACAAUAGGUCAAGGUCACUGGAUACAUACCAGUCGAAUCUAGUCAUUCCAAAGAGAUCGACUAGACGAACAGUAGUUUCUCCUAACCGUAAUGCUCAAAGCAACAGAAAUUCCAAGCUGAUUUCUACUGAAGAAAUCAACAAAAUUAACAGUAAAGGUGAGUUGUUAAAGGAUAUCUCAACUUCUAAUCAUUCUGAAGAUAUUGACAAGUUUCCAGACUUUCUAGUGUCUAAUGACAGAAAAAUCUCAUCUCAUAUAAAAUCUAAUUCAGAGAGCGUAAUACCACAAUUUCUACCUGGGGAAAACUCAAAUUCUAAACCCAACCAAGACACUAAUCAGAAAGUUCACGACAGAAAAACUUCUAUAGAUGAAAUAUUAAAUUCAACAUUAGAGAAUUUUGACUUUGAUGAAGAAUCAAAGAUAAGAAAAGCAUCUUUAAAGGCACCUAAUGUAGAAAUUCGUAAAAAUAGCACUUCUAGUACAGAUGCUAAAAACUUAACUAUGGAUGAUAAAAAUAUCAUGGUUUCACCAAAGAGACAUGGUAUAAUUGUAUCUAACCAAAUGAAGGCUGAUGUGAAUUCUGAACAUCUGAAUUACCUUAGUGCUGACAAACAAGAAACAACUAACAGCAUAUUUUAUGGAAAAUUUAGAACACCGGUAGGUAGUAUAGAUCUGACAAACAAUGCAAUCAAUAGUCCGAUUUCCGUAAAUGCCUCUGAUUUUAAAGGAGGCUUGACUACUGAUUUAAGAUUAAAUUCUACACAAGAACAUGAUGACAAGGUUGAAAAAGUUAAUGGGUUAGCUAUUAAUUUUCAAACGACAGAUAAAGAAAACAUUGAUGCUACAAGCAAUCCUCAUUUGAUAGAUCCUCAAUUAAAUACUUCCGACUCUGGUCAAAGUUCAAAUGAUCUAAGUUUGCCUGUUAUAACUAAUACAAAUACAACUAAUAGUAAUCAGAAUUCACUUUCUGAUAAUGGUGGUAAGAAAAAAUUAUCUAGGUCACUUUCAAAGAUUUCCAGAAAUCUUGUUUCGAAUUUCAAACCCAAACAAACAGGAAACUUUAAACCGGCACAACCUAAUAAUGAUUCACCAUAUGUGACCAAAAUUGAUGAUUCGUUGGAUACCCACUCAGGUUGGGGAGUUUUUUCCCAGAAGAACAAUACAUCUAAUAUUGAUAAUAUAACAUCAUCAAAAGCAACUAAAGAAACGAGGCAUUCUAGUAGAGGAAAAAGUGAUAGUACUAUUUAUUCAGAUCAAAAAGCCCGAACCAUAGACAAUACUGCGAUGGGAUCAACUUUUUCACAUGCUGAUGAAGAUGCUAAAUAUACACAUUUACGUUCGAAUAGUAAUUUGGCGAACAAAUCUCUAAAUACUCCAGAAUCAGCUGCAGAGCUGUCAUCCGUUACUCCUUCCAUGGACACUAACAGCACUUUUACAAGGUUUAAUGCAACCCCAUCUACUAGUAGUCACCAUUAUAGAAAAUCAAGCUUACAAGGUGUUGAUAACAUUUUAAAGGAAGAUGUUGCUGCAUUAUCUUUAUCCGUACCUCAAUCGAUGGCUACGUAUUCUUUAGACCCGAAAGAAGUUUCUUCUCCUACAGCAGCUAUGCUAUCGAAAGAAUUAGCAGAAUUGGACUUGAGUCUGAGAAAAAUGAAGUUGGAACUGAGAAAUAUGGAAACCUCUAAAUCAAGACUCUCAAAUGAGAUUGAUAAUUUAAGAAAACUAAAAGACUCUUUAAUUGGUGAAGUUGAACAGUUGAAGUCUGAGAGAAAUUCCCUUGCAUCAUUGUACCCAACCAAAACAGAACAAUCAAUCAAAGAAGAAGAAACUGAUGAAUUAUAUACCGGGCUGACUCCAAAAAAGCAGACCAAUUCUGUUAAUGAGUUAACGAAUAUUCACAGCUCUAAUUCAAAAUCGAAAUUUUGGAAAUUAUUUUCAAGUGAUAGUCCAUCUGUUUAUGGUUCUCCUCAACAACAAUCUAAUACUAAACUAUCUCCUCAACCACCAAAUAAGAAACUAUUUGGAAACAACCCCAAGAAUUUGGGAAAUUCAUCUGAACAUCCAAAGCUUGAUAUUUCGGAACCAAUUAACUUGAAAUCCAACGUUUUUGAAUACCCAACAGAUAAAUCUCGCUCGUUGGGAAAACCUUCUUUUUCUGGAUAUAAUUUGAACAAUUCAUUAAGUGGUGAGAAUCUAUAUGGCUCAUUACUGGUUAAGAGAUGUAUAUAUGAAGGUGCUAUGGUGCCGAUGCUCAUUACAACUUGUAUUUCCUAUAUCGAAAAGAAUGAAAAUAAUCUAAAAACUGAAGGUAUCUACAGAAAAUCAGGUUCUCAAAAAUUAAUAGAAGAAAUUGAAAAUGAAUUUAAACCGAUUAAAUCAACUCAAGAAAUGUCUGAGACAUUGAAAAGCCUCUUGGAUUCUGAUGUAAAUGCAGUUAGCAAUGUUUUAAAAAGAUAUUUGCGUAAAUUACCUAAUCCAUUAAUUCCGUUUGAAGUAUAUGAACCAUUGAUAGAAAUAACAAAGAAUAGUGAUUUAAUAACUGCGUUACCUAAUAAUGAAGAACAAAAGAAUUCUAAAACCAUAGAACUUUUUAAUUUUACAUUAUCAUCAUUUAAAAAAUUAUUGAAUACUAUUCCUGUUGAACAUUAUGUUUUAUUAAGAAUUUUAAGCAACCAUGUUAAUAAAAUUGCUCAAUUCAGUCAAUGGAAUUUAAUGAACUUAUCAAAUUUAGCCAUUGUAUUCAGUCCAAGUAUAAUUCAUGACAUUACUGGGGAAAAGGAUAUGAUUGAUAUGAAAUUCAGAAAUUAUGUUACACAAUUUAUUUUUAAGAACUAUGAAGAAUUGUUUUUAUAA